GAGGAGAACUAAAUGUAUGACUGACUGCUUUAAUUAAGGUCGAGCAUAUGCUGGAAAAUAACAAAUAUGGAGAAAGACAGUCGCAGCAUUGUGCUCCAUCUCUCAGUCUGGAUCCUCAGCUCCUCCCACGAGCGUGCGGGGCUUCAUUUCAUCAAAUACUUCAACUUGGACCAUUUAGGCUGAGCUGCACUUUUACUACACUGCAUUUGGGCAACGCCACAACUUGCAGCACUUCCUCUCCCACCGCACUGAGAAGGCAGAGACAAGAGUCGGGGAAAGGACUCCUGGCAUCCACAGCAUCGACCACCAGCGAUGGAGAGGGAGGUCAGCUUCUGCCCAAAGUGGCAAAGUGCGCUCUGGGUUCUGCUUUUCAUCGUGUCCUGUCUCUACAUCGCCGAGGCUGAGAUAACUUGCAGGUCGUGCCAGCCUGGAAAUAAGUGGCGUGUGCAGGAAUUACUGCUGAAAUUUGACACAAGUGAACCCGCAACAGGGUUAAAGCGAGAAGUUUUUGGGAAUGGAAACCGGGCAGAGAGCGCCAAGAGUCGACGGCUCCCCUGCGAGGCUGGAUCCGCCGAAUGCGCUCCAGACCGGGCGGGAUACGUGGGCUCGAAACUGAAACGGAGUACAGACAACCUGCGCACCGAAGGUGAGCGUUAUGAGCUGCUUUCUAAAGAAAUGAAAGUUUCACUGGGCAAAAUGAGUGAUCAGCACGAGACUGGCGACAGUGAGACUUCUGCGGUCCGACACAGAGAGCGCGCCAUUAGGAACAAGGUUGGCACUGGAGUCCAGGAUCAAGCCCCGGCAGAGGGCACCGGCUCGGCUGCCAGACGCAGAGUGACGCGUUCUGAAUUGCGCUGGAGCGGAGAGGAGCGCAGAUCCGCCGGGACGAGGCAGGAGGAGCCAAAACUUAACAGUUCAACGUUCGCCCUGACCGGGGAUUCAUCCCACAACCAGGCCAUGGUGCACUGGUCCGGCCAGAACAGCAGUGUGAUUCUGAUGUUGACCAAACUGUUUGACUUCAACCUGAACAGUGUGACGGAGAGUUCGUUAUGGAGGUCAACGGACUACGGAGCAACGUACCAGAAACUGAAUGACAAAGUGGGAGCAAAAACCAUCCUCAGUUAUUUAUAUGUGAGCCCCAACAACAAGAGAAAGAUCAUGUUGCUGACUGAUCCAGAGGUGGAGAGCAGCCUUCUGAUCAGCUCAGAUGAAGGAGCUACUUAUCAGAAGUACCGACUGAACUUCUACAUCUUGAGUCUGCUCUUCCACCCCGAACAGGAGGACUGGAUUCUGGCCUACAGCCACGACCAAAAGCUCUACAGCUCAGUGGAGUUUGGACGAAGGUGGCAGCUUGUACAUGAGAGAGUGGCUCCUAAUCGUUUCUACUGGUCAAAAAUGGGUUUGGACAAAGAGCCGGGCUUAAUUCACCUGGAAACCAGCAUCUCUGAAGGACAGGCGUUGUAUGUCACCUGCAAACUACAGAACUGCUCGGACGCCAACAAGGGCAAACCAUUCCCCGGCUACAUUGACCCCAAUUCUCUGGUGGUACAAGAUGAGUAUGUGUUUGUCCAGGUGUCCACUGCAGGGAGACCAAUCUACUACGUUUCUGCCAAAAGAGACGUCUUCACCCCGAUGAAGCUGCCCAAGUACACCCUGCCCAAGGAACUGCAUGUUAUCAGCACAGAUGAGAACCGUGUGGUCGCAGCUGUACAGGAGUGGAACCAGAAUGAAACCUACAACCUGUAUGUGUCUGACACGUCGGGGGUGUACUACAGUCUGGCUCUGGAGAACGUGGUCAGCAGCAUGGGGCUGGAGGGAAACGUCAUGGUCGACCUCUACGAGGUAGCAGGAAUCAAAGGGAUGUUCCUUGCCAAUAAAAAGACAGAUAGCCAAGUGAAGACCUACAUCACUUACAACAGAGGCAGAGACUGGAGGUUACUACAGGCUCCAAGCAAAGACCUGAGGGGCAACAGCAUUCACUGUGUGCUGCCGUACUGUUCCUUACAUCUCCAUCUUCACGUGUCUGCAAACCCGUACACAUCUGGAAACAUCGCCAGCAGGGACUCGGCGCCAGGGAUCAUUGUAGCAUCAGGCUCCACUGGCUCAGAACUGACCACCAGUAAUGUCAGUGUUUUCAUCACCUCCGAUGCAGGAAACACAUGGAGACAGAUCUUUGAUGAGGAGUAUGCUGUGCUUUAUCUUGACCAAGGAGGAGCCUUGGUUGCAAUAAGACACACUCCGCUUCCCAUCCGACACCUGUGGUUGAGCUUUGAUGAAGGACGGCAGUGGAACAAGUACAGCUUCACCAACUCGCCUCUGUUUGUGGACGGGGUGCUGGGGGAGCCUGGAGAGGAGACUCUCAUCAUGACGAUCUUCGGGCAUGUCAGUCAUCGCUCUGAGUGGCAGCUGGUGAAAAUAGACUUCAGGUCCAUCUUCAACAGGAGGUGCACAGAGGCGGAUUAUCAGACUUGGCACCUACAUAACCAGGGUGAGCCGUGCCUCAUGGGAGUAAAGAGAAUCUACAGGAAGCUGAAGCCCACAUCCAGGUGCGUCAUGGGGAAGACGUACUCUGUGACGAUGACUUCGGGCCCCUGCGACUGCACAGAGGCCGAUUUUGAAUGUGAUUAUGGUUAUGAAAGACGGAGUGAUGGCAAGUGUAGUCCUGCCUUUUGGUUCCAUACAUCAUCCAUGUCCAGGAGCUGCACCACAGGAAUGACUUUCCUCAACAGCACUGGCUACAGGAAGGUCGUGUCGAAUAACUGCACGGCUGGGGUGAGCGCCGAGUACACGGCCAGGCGGCAGCAGUGUCCCGUUCAGGCUCCCAGAGGUCUCCACCUGGUCACCAGUGAGGGCUCACUGAGUGCCACGCUGGGUGCAAACGUCACCUUCCUCGUCUUUCUGGAGGAGGGUGAUGGAGCAAGGACCAGCAUCACCGUGGACUUCGGAGACGGACACGCUCUGACGUAUUCCAACGUGAGCUCCAUCGAAGAUGGAGUCAAACACAUCUACAAGGCUGUGGGAAUCUACCGAGUGAUUGCCACUGGGGAGAACAGCCUCGGCUCAGAGACCGCCACCCUUUAUCUGCACGUCACCUGUCAGCUGGAGUAUAUCCAUCUCUCAGCUCCCUUUGUGGCGGUGAGGAACAAGGAAGUGAACCUGACUGCUGUUCUGUGGCCCAGCCAAGUGGGAACAGUCACCUACAUCUGGUGGAUCGGAAAUAACACCGAGCAGCAGCCAGUAAUCACCCUGGAGGGAAGCGUGGCGUGCACGUUCUCCAGGGAAGGCGUCAAUACAGUCACGGUGCAGGUGUCUGCGGGGAAUACCAUCCUGCAGGACAGGAAAAGCAUCGCUGUCCACGAAUACUUCCGAUCUCAUCUGCUUGCUUUUUCAUCAAACCUGGACGAGCACAACCCCGACGUGGCAGAAUGGAGGCUGGAUGUGAGCCGGGUCAUCAAGAGCUCUCUGAUCCAGGCUACAGGUGUGAAAGAGGAUCAACUUCUUGUCACCAUCCUGCCAGGUUUACCCACAGCAGCAGAGUUUUUCCUCCUGCCCGACAAACAGAUAACAGAAGGGAAACCAGAGAAGAGCUCUGCUCAUUUAGAUCAGCUCUCUGAGGUUCUGCUGAGCGCCCUGAACCAAAACCUUGUCCAGUUUACAUUGAAGCCAGGAGUCCAGGUCACUGUGUAUGCAGCGCACCUAUCAGCAGCGCCCCUGGUGGACACCAGCGAGAACCACAGUGGCUCUGCCAUGCUUAUGCUGCUAUCAGUUGUGGUUGUGGGUUUAGCUGUAUUUAUCAUCUACAAAUUCAAGAGGAAGAUCCCAGGCCUCAACGUCUAUGCGCAGAUGCAGAACGAAAAAGAACAAGAAAUGAAGAGUCCAGCUUAUCCAACAGAGGCCCCGCCCAGCGCUCAGCAGGACUUGGUGCAUUCGUUGGAGAUUCUGGACACAGAGUUUAACUCACGGCCCAUCGUGAAAGGGUCCAGUCAGCUGGAGAACAGAGUAUGACAGUGCAGUGGCUUCUUAGUGGAUGUAUGAAACCUCAUGUACAUGUGAAAUUCUCCACAGAACUCCCCACGUACAUCGUCUAAACUCUGGAUUGGAUUUCCGCUCCAGCUCCAUGGAUAUUUUUUUACCAUUUGGGACACAAUGGUUUUGAGCUUUAUAUACCUGUGCAUGUUGGACCCUGCUGACACUGUGCUCUGUUCAAACCAGAAGAAACAGGUUUUUCAGUUGUCUUUUAACACGUCUAUUUAAAGGCAGCUUGAAUGAGAGGGCGGGAGAGAGGUGGGGGAGACCACGUGAUAAGCAGCAGUGUUUGGAUUUACUUGCAUAUCUCAUAUUGGUUUGCUGUUCUCUGAAGCUAACAGCAUUUGUGUAUUAUUUAUUAGUCAUAUGGAUAUACUUUUCUGAAGUAUGUUAUUGAAGUGAAUUAAACAUCUUUUGUAAAUCAUGAAUGUCAAUGUUAGAAAUUUGUGUAUUUUAAUAACAAAUAUCAUACUAAAAAGCAAUGCGGUUAUAAAAUAUGAAUAGGGUACUUUAAAGCUUUUGGUCUGUUGUCCUCAAAAAGCUGAUUUAUGGCACAAUACAUAUUUUAUACAGAAAUAUUCCUCUCUUUUUAUUUUAAUUCCUUAACACCAGUACUACAGGGUUUAGUUUUCAGGAUUCAUUUUGCUGUUAAUCUGACGCUUCUGGUACUAUUUAUGAUACAUACCAGUUUGUAAAAUGUUUUAUGCUUCUAAAAUGCUUCACUGCAUCUUCCCGCAGCAGCGUAUCCCCAGACAUGUCCUUAACUGUUGAGGAUGAAGUAGAUACCAACAGAGGCGUCUCAGUUAUCCUCGACCUGGUUCUUGAGCUCCUGCAGGAGAGCAGAGGAAGGCUUAUCAAGGCUCAGAUUUAAGGUGGCAGCUGGAAGGAGAUCCAGCUACUUUGCAGGAGAAUUCAAAGAGCGUGGCAGCCAGAGGGAGAGAGAGACAGAGAGAGAGAGAGAGAGAGGCUAAGAGAGAUGGAAGAGAGCUUAUUGAGGACACGAUGCAUUAAGAUCGUUCCAGUGGACAGAACAAGAGGAGGUUGACUUCUUGAAUACUUAAUGUGGCCCCCGUCAGGCUUAAGGCUCGCUAAGGUUGGUGACACAUUUAGGCUAAUGUCCUGACCCGCUGCAGUGCAGCACCCGUUUGCUUCCCAGGUCUUUUUAACGAGGAGCAGGGGAAGUGGAGCGCAGAUGCCGCUAGGCUACAUGGAUGGUUAGCUUGCUCAGAGGAUUGUCAAACCCUUUGCUGCUUGAGAUCUGACGGAUGGAAACGGCUGAUUGAUGCCUUCCAAAUCUGGAGUUUUAGUUUUAGGAAAAAUGUGGGAGAUUUUCUGACAGCUUUGGGUUUUCUUUUCUACAGCUGUGUAGAUAAAGCUGAUUACCUGCAUUCAACAGUGAACCACACAGGGGAGUGAUGAAGAAGUGCAACACGCACUGACUUUUGAACUUUGCAUCGACUCAUGGAGAUGCUCGGGGAAUCUUUACAGCGCCUGCUGGUCCAACAGUAGGUUCUGUAACGAUUCCUCAGUCAUUUCUCUCCUGGUUCUGAAAUCAUUCGUUUAUCCAAGUAGAGUUAGUCUGUGCUCUGUGGUUGUGAAUGCAGGAGGUGUCUGUUAUAAUUAAACAAAUACAGACUACAAAGAGAAAUGACAGGAUCAGGAGAUCAACAGCUGGUUUACAGUCAUAUGGAAAAGAAAUUAGAAUUUUAGGUUUAAUACUGAUCAUAAUUUAACACUUUAAAACCUGUGGUCCCCCAAAUUGAAGGCCUUUGAGAACAAACUGUGCCAUUUUUGAGACCUGAACUCAAACCUCUGUUUUUGUUUCUACUUUACUUUAUCAGAGUUGGCCUUGCAGAGAUCAUGUAUAUUGCACUAUGUUUUGAUUGAGGUUUACAGCUGUAUCAUUCUAAAGGAUUUUCAUCCUGACAGUGUUUGUUUUAGCCGAGCUUGAAACUUAUUUCAUUUGUGUUUUGUGCCAUCUUCAUUCAUUCUUUAGCAGUAACACAUAUUCUGAUUUACACUUCUUAAGAAAUCUAACACGUGUUCCCUUUAUUAUGACUAAAAGUACUCAAAUAGACCUUGUACGUGGAGAGAUAUACAAGUUUCAUUAAAGGUAUGCAACUUUCAUGCAGAUUAAUUAAAGGCUGUACUUCCUUUCCACAUGGCUGUAUGUCUGGAAGAUGGAAGCAAACAGCUGCACAGUACUGGUUGAUUUUUAGUGCUUCUGGAUUUAGUUAAUAGUAACUCUCCAACCAGACAUUAAAUCAAAUAAGAAGAGAACAUUGUUAAAUAACAGCUUUAAUGGCUUUUUUAUUUAUUUACACAUGAUCAGGAUACUUGGCAAACACUCCUCUUCAACUGAGCAUUUUUUACUCCACAGACACUUAAUCGCCCUUGAUCUGAUUCCCAGUAACAUGUUUCCCAUCAUGCAUCAGUGCAACUUCAUUUUUAAGUUCAAGAUUGGAAAACUGUUUAACAGGCUUUUUCUAUAUGUGGUUAAAUCAUUCAAGCAGUUUGAGGUAAAAGAAACGAACUAGGCUGCUCCUCUCGUGUUUCCUUCCACUCCCACCUUGUUUUGCUGGAUGAUUGUGGGGUUUUGAGCAGGGUUGGUUGAAUUUCUGUUGCACUACUAUAAUUUGGUCAAAUAAAGUUGGGAACAUAUAUCAUGACACUGGGAAAAGCAAGUGUGUGAACACUGAAAUUUACAGGAACAAAUAUAAUCAUAGUGUAAUUUUUAGUGUAGAUUUUAGGUUUCAGAUAUGAAUUCAUAUAUUGUUGCAGCACUUGCAAUUUUAUUUGCAUUUUUAGUUCCAGGAUAAAGUUUACACUCAGUCGAGACGUCUUUUCUGUUUCUCUGCUGCAUCGUGUUGUACAUUUGAGUUAAGUCUUUUUUUAAUAAAAGUUCCAUUUUAACUUUGAAAAGUAGGAAAGUAAAAUUUCUCCUUUGGGAUUUGUUGUGUAAAUUGUGAAAGAAUUUCCAUCUCUUUCUCCCUCUCUGUGUCUGGCUCUCAUGUUGAUAGCUUGAAGAAAAACUGCAGAUCUGAGGUCAGAGUAGAAAAGAGCUGAUGCUAACCUCAACCCCAGGCUAAAGGAAAGUAGCAGAAAAGAUCCUCCUGCCUUUGACGAGACAGAUAAGGGUUGAUCAGACCUGGCUGGUAUCUCCGGCCUUCAGGUUAGGACGAGCUGCGAUGUGACGGCAUCAAGUCAUAGAUGAGCUUUCUCACCAUCUCCUCCCUGCAAAAUUAGCAAGAUUAUUAUUUUUGUAGAGAAAUAAUAAUAAUAAUUACCAAAAAAAAAAAAAAAAAAAAGAAAAAAAAAAGAAUUUUAUUACUGUACAGCUUUUGUAUAAGAACAGACGGUAAGGUGUUACAGUGUUUUGUUUGACCUCAACUGUGCUGUGUGUAAUUGUUUAAUGCAUUUACAAUCAUAUUUAUUAAAUGGAAAGAAGUC
Molecule: messenger RNA, 7476 nt
Organism: Melanotaenia boesemani (Boeseman's rainbowfish)
Lineage: Eukaryota; Metazoa; Chordata; Actinopteri; Atheriniformes; Melanotaeniidae
Product: VPS10 domain-containing receptor SorCS1
Exons: 28
Coding region: 313-4005 (1230 amino acids)
Biological process (GO): post-Golgi vesicle-mediated transport
Cellular component (GO): Golgi apparatus; membrane
Molecular function (GO): protein binding
Source: RefSeq, a predicted model, not a curated record